AUGGGUGGAAGAGGAUUGAUCGGUCUCUAUCGCAGUAAUUUUAGUGAGAAAUGGUCUAAUGGUGAUCCUGUAACAUUCAGUAAUCUGGCAGGGGAUUGUGGGACAUCGAGCUGCUGUGCUGCUAUGAAGCCUGAUGGUUCAUGGGAAAGUCUUCACUGCACAACUCUAAAUUAUCAUCUAAUCCUUGAGAGUAAGACCUGGUAUGAAGCUCAGCGUUACUGCAGGGGGCGCUACACUGACCUGGUCAGCAUCAGAGAUCAGCAGCAAAAUGAAGAGGUGAAGAUUAAAGGGUUAAACAGCAGCACGUCCUUCUGGAUCGGCCUGCUGCGUGAUGACUGGCAGUGGACUGAUGGAGGAAACUCUGCUUACAGGAACUGGAUGGUUGGCUCCAUCCAUGUGAGUGCUGAGGCUCUGAGCUGGCAGGAAGCGCUGGGUUACUGUAAUGAAGGGAACAGGGCUGGAAUUCUCAACAUUGAUUCUAAAGCUGAACAGGAAGAGGUGGAGUCUGAGCUCAUGAGGAGGCGUGUCCCCCCGGGGUCUCUGUGGGUGGGGCUCGGACUGAACCGUCUUUCUGAGAGACAGACAGGACCUGGGCCGUCUGACUGUACUGCUGACACACACACUGCAGAAGCAGCACCUGAUUAUGGGAUGGACUCUGAUAAACUUCAAAUCGUGUGUAAAGUGAAAUAA
Clarias gariepinus (North African catfish) is the source of this 690-nucleotide messenger RNA. RefSeq lists its product as uncharacterized. The transcript has 3 exons. NCBI's taxonomy places the organism in Eukaryota, Metazoa, Chordata, Actinopteri, Siluriformes, Clariidae. The record is from RefSeq and is a predicted model, not a curated record. The coding region runs from base 1 to 690 and encodes 229 amino acids.